Molecule: messenger RNA, 1542 nt
Organism: Pestalotiopsis fici W106-1
Lineage: Eukaryota; Fungi; Ascomycota; Sordariomycetes; Amphisphaeriales; Sporocadaceae
Exons: 2
Coding region: 1-1542 (513 amino acids)
Biological process (GO): carbohydrate transport; transmembrane transport
Cellular component (GO): membrane
Molecular function (GO): carbohydrate:proton symporter activity
Source: RefSeq, a predicted model, not a curated record
AUGGGUGUAAGUGUUGCCGCUGGCUCGAAGUCUGUUGGCAGCGAGCUUGCUGCUGUGUUGCCAGAAGGUCCUUGGUACAAACGACCAUACCUGAUCAGGCUCAAUUUCAGCUUGAUCUCCUUGGUUCUCUUUUCAUCUGCCAAUGGUUAUGAUGGGUCCCUCAUGAACUCCCUCCAGGCGCUGUCCCAAUGGCAAGAGUUUAUGGACGACCCUAGCGGAGCGUGGCUUGGAUGGAUCAACGCCAUCUACUGGCUUGGUGCUGGAAUAUUCUUCCCUAUUGCCGCCUGGAUUGCCAACAAGUACGGACGCAAACCCGGAAUUUAUGUGGGCUACGUCUUUCUUGUCCUUGGAUCUGUGCUACAGGCACUGACACCCAACGAUGUCGGCUUCAUCCUCGCCCGCUUCUUCGUGGGAUGCGCCUCGGCCUUGUUCGGCAAUGCCGCCCCCGUUCUGAUCAAUGAAGUCGCAUAUCCUACCCACCGCGGCAUUCUGAACGCUCUUUUCAUGUGUGGAUGGUAUGUUGGUGGCUCUCUUGCAGCCUGGGAGACUUUUGCCACACGAAACUAUCCCAACCAUUGGGCCUGGCGGCUACCCUCCCUCUUGCAGAUCUUGCUGCCGCUUGUUGCGCUCCCUGGCCUACUCGUGGCGCCAGAAAGUCCUAGAUGGCUCAUCUCUCAGGACAGAUCCGGUGAGGCGCGGGAGAUCCUUGUCAAGGUCCACGCUGGUGGUGACCAGGACUCCCCACUUGUUGGUUACGAGUUCGCCGAGAUCCAAACGGCUAUCAAGACAGAGCAAGAGGCGCAUGGCAGCGCCUCCUACAUGGAGAUGGUAAGGACUCCUGGCAAUCGAUACCGUCUCUUCAUAUCGAUCAGUUUGGGCAUCUUCGCGCAAUGGGCUGGCAAUGGUGUGGUCAGCUAUUACCUCUCGUUGGUGCUCAACACCGUGGGAGUCACCAGUGUUACGGACCAGACCAUGAUUUCAGCCUGCCUCCAGGUUUGGAAUCUCGUCUUCUCUGUAGCCGGUGCACUAUUGGUGGAUAAGGCUGGGCGGAGGCCCCUCUUCUUGGCUUCUGCCCUUAUCAUGCUCAUCUCAUUCGUGCUGGUGACUGCCCUGUCCGCAUCGUUCGCUGAGAAGGGCGAAGCGUCAAUGGGCUUAGCUGUGAUCCCGUUCCUGUUCAUCUUCUUCGCCGGCUACGACAUUGCCCUGACGCCGUUUCUGACUGCGUAUCCCUGCGAGAUCUGGCCUUUCAGGCUGCGGAGCCGCGGCCUGACUGUCACUUGGGUUGCCGCCAUCACCGCCAUCUUCUUCAACACUUUUGCCAACCCCAUCGCCCUCGACAGCAUCGGUUGGAGGUACUACAUCGUCUUUGUCGUCAUUCUCCUGAUCAUGGCAGUCACUGUGUAUUUCUGGUACCCUGAGACUCGCGGGAGAUCCCUGGAGCAGAUUGCCAUCAUCUUCGACGGAGACGCCGCCGAGGUACUCGAUGUGAGCAAGGUAGAGGUAUUCAAUGAAAACAAGGUAGAGAUAGAGUUACGCGUGUAG